This is a messenger RNA of Chaetura pelagica (chimney swift), 1239 nucleotides long. It is a transcript of the gene MAPK14, whose product is annotated as mitogen-activated protein kinase 14. The record is from RefSeq and is a predicted model, not a curated record. Gene Ontology annotation, cellular component: nucleus; cytoplasm. Gene Ontology annotation, biological process: protein phosphorylation; intracellular signal transduction. NCBI's taxonomy places the organism in Eukaryota, Metazoa, Chordata, Aves, Apodiformes, Apodidae. Gene Ontology annotation, molecular function: MAP kinase activity; ATP binding. Bases 73 to 831 code for a protein of 252 amino acids. The transcript has 10 exons.
GGUCUGUUGGAUGUGUUCACCCCUGCCAAGUCACUAGAAGAAUUCAAUGAUGUGUACUUGGUGACACACCUGAUGGGAGCAGAUCUGAACAACAUUGUGAAAUGCCAGAAGCUCACAGAUGACCAUGUGCAGUUCCUCAUCUACCAGAUCCUCCGGGGACUGAAGUACAUCCAUUCAGCUGACAUCAUACACAGGGAUUUAAAGCCCAGUAACCUAGCUGUAAAUGAAGAUUGUGAGCUAAAGAUCCUGGAUUUUGGCUUGGCCCGACACACGGACGAUGAGAUGACGGGGUACGUGGCCACCCGGUGGUACAGGGCUCCUGAGAUCAUGCUCAACUGGAUGCAUUACAACCAGACAGUUGAUAUUUGGUCAGUGGGCUGCAUUAUGGCUGAACUGUUGACUGGAAGAACAUUGUUCCCUGGUACAGACCAUAUUAACCAGCUUCAGCAGAUCAUGCGUCUGACGGGAACACCCCCUGCAUAUCUCAUUAACAGGAUGCCCAGCCACGAGGCAAGGAACUACAUUCAGUCUUUGUCUUACAUGCCGAAAAUGAACUUUGAAAAUGUGUUUAUUGGUGCCAACCCACUAGCUGUGGACUUGCUAGAGAAGAUGUUGGUGCUGGACACAGACAAGAGAAUCACGGCAGCAGAAGCGUUGGCUCACGCCUACUUUGCUCAGUAUCACGACCCAGAUGAUGAACCAGUGGCAGAUCCCUAUGACCAGUCCUUUGAAAGCAGAGAACUUGAAAUUGAGGAAUGGAAAAGCCUGACUUAUGAUGAAGUCAUCAGCUUUGUGCCACCCCCGCUUGACCAAGAGGAGAUGGAGUCCUGAGGAACUGCUCUUCUGCUUGUCCCACUUCACUGUGAGGGGAAGGCCUUUUCCUGGGGACUCUCCAAUUAUCAUUCAAGUGCCUCGUCACAACCAUAUUCUCCUUGGUGGAGGGGUUUUGUGUGUGUUGAGUUGGGGAGGGAGGGGGGGGAGGGAGGAAACCUGAGUCUGUGUGACCAUGCUCUGCAUGCUCUUGUGUUCUGUGCUCAGCCUGGGACAAGCUGCUGAGAACCUGCUCUUGACCCCUCCUGAGUCCUUCCAGUGCUCAACCACUUUGCACUGCUGGGGCAGAUGGGGAAUGGGGGGGGAAAUUGACCUUUUAAAGUUGGGUUACAAUCGCUGCCAUUGAUCAAUUCUAUAAUUAAGUAACCUCAAAAGAGUGGAAGGUUGGUUUCUAGGCUGGAGAGUCCU